Messenger RNA from Daldinia decipiens, 2658 nucleotides. Its product is annotated as glycosyl hydrolase catalytic core-domain-containing protein. The transcript has a single exon. The record is from RefSeq and is a predicted model, not a curated record. Lineage: Eukaryota; Fungi; Ascomycota; Sordariomycetes; Xylariales; Hypoxylaceae. Gene Ontology annotation, biological process: fungal-type cell wall polysaccharide metabolic process. Gene Ontology annotation, cellular component: fungal-type cell wall. The coding region runs from base 712 to 1974 and encodes 420 amino acids.
CCCCCCUUUGCCCCACAGACAUCCCGAUUGCUGGAUGAACCUGCAGGUACACACACUCACUUAGUUACUUCCUCACAACCGUCAGCAACAUAAAACUCCAUCCACGGACCCUUUAUCCAUUCUUUUUCUCACUCAGCACCGUUUUUUCCAUCUCGGUUAUCUCCAUCGAGAAUCACCGCUCUUUUUCUUAUCCCCGUACAUUCAUUUCUCCCUUCGUGUACAUUUCCUCUAUAAGGUCGCCAGCUCGACCUACUUGCCUCACCUAGCUGUGACUGGCCUUGAGUUGAUAGUUGCCUACCAACAUCGUUACCCUCUGUGUGUUGUCCCCCGUCAAACGUCGCACACUCACGGCCGCAACUACAUCCAAUAUUUAUUGUCCAAGGGUGCAACUGAUCUCUCAUCAAAUUCGCAUCAUUCCUUCUGCGUCUUUGAUAGACUGCACGACCUGCUUCCCGUCUUGUCGCCGGUACACCCCAAUACGCAGCGCGUACAAACCCCCUUCGACAAUUUCAUUCAUUUCUGACAGUAUCAUCUGAUACGUCUCUUCCCUCCUUUGACUGGACUGCUGGCACCUUAACACUCCUUCAACGGAAAUCGUAACAAUUCUCGAAAGAAGAAUACAGAGCAUAACUUACAUAGUCAAAUCGACUACACUAAAAAUACCAUCUAGCACAUCAUUAACAAUCAUUGCAAUCACAAAGAUCGCCCAAGAUGCACGCCAAGCUUAGCAUUUUGGCGCUUGCCGCUGUAGCCUCAGUUCAGGAGGUCUGCGCUGGCCCUAUUCAUCGCCACAAGCACCCCAAGAAGGACAUCGUCUACGCAUACACCGACGUUGUCGUCGUUACUGAAUGGGUGACUCAUACUGUCAUUGCUGGUCAUGAACCUACUGAAGCGCCAGUUGUCGAGUCUCCCCCAAUCGUCCAGGCUCCUGCUGAUGCUCCCUCGGUCGAGAACCCCCCUCCGGCAAACCCUACCACUGAGAACCCUCCACCGCCGAGCACAUCUGCCGAGGCUCCUGCGCCUGAAACUCCGGCUCCAGAGAGUCCUCCUGCCCCAAGCCCUUCUUCUGAGAACCCUCCUCCUCCUCCCAGUUCGUCUGAGGCUCCUCCUCCCCCUCCAACUUCUUCGGAGGCCCCCCCGCCUCCUCCCCCUGAGACUCAGGCCCCUCCACCUCCCCCGGCCGAGACACCGCCCCCAGCUGAUCCCGCACCACCCGCGUCAACGGAAGCACCUGCUCCCCCGCCGCCUCCCCCUGCUCCCGCAGUCAGCAAGCGAGGUGCCGCGUACAACGACCCGAACCUUGUUAGCGCUAUGGUGAGCCAGACUGACAAGAUCUCAUGGGCGUACAACUGGGGAUCUGACUCUGGUGGAUUACAAGCCAAGAUUGCUUAUUACCCUAUGCUCUGGUCUCCCGCACCGGACCACUCUAACAACUGGGAUGAGAAGGCCGAAGCCGCUAUUGCCUCGGGAUCCGACAGUUUCCUCAGCUUCAACGAGCCUGAUAUCCCUAGUCAGGCUAACAUGUCUCCUCAGGAUGCUGCGAACGGUCACAAGCAAUUCAUGAACAAGUAUGCUGGUAGGGUCAAGAUCAGCUCGCCGGCCAUUUCCAGCAGCGAUAAUCCGGGCAUGGGUAUCGACUGGCUUAACCAGUUCUUUAAUGCAUGCGGCGGCCAAUGCCAAGUUGACUUCUGCGCUGCUCAUUGGUACGGACCUGGAGGUGAUAACGGCGCGAACCUUUUCCUGGACCACAUCAAGAAGGUUCACGACGCUUGCCAGGGCAAACCCGUUUGGGUUACCGAGUUCGCGGCAACGGAUGGCGACAUCGACCAAUUCAUGAGAUCCGUCACCCAGGGACUGGACAGCGACGAGUUUAGUUUCGUCGAGAAGUACUCGUAUUUCAUGGUGAACCAGGGCAGCCUCAUGUCUUCGCCAACGGACUUGAGCUCAUUCGGCAGAAUCUUUGCAGGCAUCUAAGACAACUCCGUUGAGGGAUACUGUUUCUAUUCUUUUAUCACUUUUGUUUUAGGUGGGGUUUAGGUUUUAGGGGCAAGGGAUUUUGCAUUGCGAGGGAACACAAAACGUCGGCAUUUCACUUCUUUGUACAUACUUCGACUGGUUUUACCGGUUGAGCCGCUGGAUAUCCAUCUGGAUCUGCUUUGCUUUGCUAGGUUGUAAACAUGCGCGAAAGGAUAUCUUAGGAUCGUGGCAGAUUCAUGAAGAUACGAAUAACAACGAAUUGAAAUUCAUCCAAGUAUUGUGUUGCAGUAGCAUAUUUAUUGUAUUGUCGUCUCGCAGGUGUAAUGUGUUGUCUUAUGGCUGUACGCAACUCUAGUACAUACCUGUCUAGGUAGAUAGGUUAAGUACCUAUUAAGCUAUGCUUUGCUAACGAAUCGAUUACUCAGCUUGAGUAAAUCGUCUAAAACCUUCAAUUAACUAAAUCAUCCCAAUUGAAGAGAUGCUCAAGUAGAAUGUUGGGGGGUUGUGACGUAAUUCCAAACUCAUAAGGGAGCUAGAUAGGCAGAGGAGGAACUCUACUGUUGGGUUCCCUUCACCCGCGCCAUUUAUAUGCGAACUAUUAAACAUUACUAUAACUAACUACCUAGGUUAACCUACUUAACAUAUAUAACCCCGAGGCUACAAUAUAAACACGGAACCAGG